AUGGAUUAUUCAAAUCCGCCGCCAGGAAACAGCGGCAGGGAAGAAGACGGCGGCCAUUAUGGCAGCGAGUUCGAAGAAGCCGGAGAUGACACGUCGCUGUUAAAUCGUUCAACGCGUGUAAUCGGGAAAGAGGGUAUAUUUUUCAUCUUCGAUAUCGAUCUCGCCGAUUCCAAAGCGUUAUAUGGGAAAUUUUCUCGGAGUUCGCGACCACGUCAUGAACCACGUCUUGCACCACGUCUAAGACCAUGUUUUGAACCACGUCUUAGACCAUGUUAUGGACCACUUCUUGGUCUACGUCUUAAACCAUGUCAUGGACUACGUCAUGAACCUCGUCUUGGACCAUGUCUUAGACCAUGUUUUGAACUACGUCUUAGACCAUGUUUUGAACCACGUCUUAGACCAUGUUAUGGACCACUUCUUGGACUACGUUUUAAACCAUGUCAUGGACCAUGUCCUAGAUCACAUCGUGGACCACGUCAUGGACUACGUCAUCAAUCACGUCUUGGACCACGUCUUAAACCAUGUUUUGAACCACGUCUUAGACCAUGUUAUGGACCACUUCUUGGUCUAAGUCUUAAAUCAUGUCAUGGACCAUGUCCUAGACCACAUCGUGGACCACGUCAUGGACUACGUCAUGAACCUCGUCUUGGAUCACGUCAUGGGCCAUGUCUUAGACCAUGUUUUGAACCACGUCUUAGACCAUGUUAUGGACCACUUCUUGGUCUAAGUCUUAAAUCAUGUCAUGGACCAUGUCCUAGACCACAUCGUGGACCACGUCAUGGACUACGUCAUGAACCUCGUCUUGGAUCACGUCAUGGACCAUGUCUUAGACCAUGUUUUGAACUAUGUCUUAGACCAUGUUUUGAACCACGUCUUAGACCAUGUUAUGGACCACUUCUUGGUCUACGUUUUAAACCAUGUGACGGACCAUGUCCUAGAUCACAUCGUGGACCACGUCAUGGACUACGUCCUCAAUCACGUCUUGGACCACUUCUUGAUCUAAGUCGUAAAUCAUGUCAUGGACCAUGUCCUAGACCACAUUGUGGACCACGUCGUGGAUCCCGUCUUAGACCACGUCAUGGACCACAUCUUAGACCACGUCAUGGAUCACGCCUUGGACCACGUCUUAAACCACGUCAUGGAUCACGCCUUGGACCACGUCUUAGUCCACGUCUUAAAGCACGUCUUAAACCAUGUUAUAGACCACGUCUUAGAUCACGUCGUGAACCACGUCAUGAACUAUGUCUUAGACCACGUUUUGGACUACGUCUUGAACCACACCAUGGACCACGUUUUGGAACACAUUAUGGAUCACGUCUUGGACCACGUCUCGAUUAUCAGACACUUGACUAA
Molecule: messenger RNA, 1353 nt
Organism: Eufriesea mexicana
Lineage: Eukaryota; Metazoa; Arthropoda; Insecta; Hymenoptera; Apidae
Product: keratinocyte proline-rich protein-like
Exons: 3
Coding region: 1-1353 (450 amino acids)
Source: RefSeq, a predicted model, not a curated record